GCCGGCCAUGUGAGCCAGCCCUGGGAGUAGCUGCCAGAGCCAUUUGCACCACCUCCCACAGCAUGCUGGGGGCCGCAGUGGAGCCACCCGCCUGAAGACAGCCGUAAAGCCAUCCAUCUGGGUGGCCAUACUCACAGCCAGCUUGCCUGGGCCCAGCCGGACCCUUACUGACACCUGCAGGUUCAGGUGCCAGCAGCUGGGAUGCAUCUACUCUGGAGGUUUCUGAUCCUCCUCUUGGUACUGCUAGCCUUGCCCGUGGCCCUGCCGGAGCAGCCUUGGCCUGGACUGACCAAGGCCCACAAGGAUGGCCGGUCCACCCUAGCUAGAAUUAUUGCACAGGGCCUCCUGAAGCACAAUGCCGAAGGCCGGAUCCAGAGCAUGCGCCUCCUGGACCGUCUGAACGUCUCAGGGACAGUGGCUCCAGGGAUGGUGGGCUGGCUGAUUGGUGGCAUGAACUUCCAACAGCAGCAAGAGAUCAGCAUCAACAUCACCAAUGUGCAGCUGGACUGUGAUGGGAUCCAAAUGGCUUUCCCCAAAGAGUGGUUCUCUGCAAACAUCACACUUGAAUUUGACAUUGAAUUCAGACUGCCCUUCAAUUCAAAUAUCAUCAAAACGCGUGCCCGCAUGGGCCUCACUGCAGAGUCCUGGCUGGAGAAAGACGAGUUUGGCCGGAGGGAGCUGGUGAUGGGCACGUGUCGCAUGGAGCCCAGCAGUGAUUGUGCGCCCAUGUCUGCUGAGACACUCUCACCCAAGAUGAAACAUUUUCUCCACAACCUCAGAGAAAGCCUGGGGAAAGUGAUCCCAAACCUGGUAGAAAGUCAGGUAUGUCCUCUGAUUGGUGAGAUCCUCCGGCAGCUGGAUGUGAAGCUGUUGAAAGGCCUCGUGGAACAAGUGGCUACUCAUAAUCUUGGUCAACUCUGAAUCAGCCAGACCUCUGGCACCAGGCUCAAGGCGCCUCCUGCCGCCUGCCGUUGGUCAGAAGGAGGUACUUCCAGUUGAGACCUUAAGUCUCUCUCAAUGUAGGGCUUCUACUAUCCCCUGGAAGCAUGAUCCCCAGGUCCCAAGACAUUCUGUCCUUUCCAACAAUAAACUCUAACUCUGAAGG
This is a messenger RNA of Meriones unguiculatus (Mongolian gerbil), 1105 nucleotides long. RefSeq names its product BPI fold containing family A member 3 (gene Bpifa3). Gene Ontology annotation, molecular function: lipid binding. The record is from RefSeq and is a predicted model, not a curated record. The transcript is spliced from 7 exons. Lineage: Eukaryota; Metazoa; Chordata; Mammalia; Rodentia; Muridae. The coding region runs from base 202 to 921 and encodes 239 amino acids.